Molecule: messenger RNA, 1451 nt
Organism: Ochotona curzoniae (black-lipped pika)
Lineage: Eukaryota; Metazoa; Chordata; Mammalia; Lagomorpha; Ochotonidae
Gene: DHH
Product: desert hedgehog signaling molecule
Exons: 3
Coding region: 261-1451 (396 amino acids)
Biological process (GO): smoothened signaling pathway; regulation of gene expression; protein autoprocessing
Molecular function (GO): patched binding; calcium ion binding
Source: RefSeq, a predicted model, not a curated record
CAGCGGAGGCCGACUGGGCUGGCAUUCACCCACGACCCCCCUUCCCUGCUAUGUCGGUCUAUCCGUAGCAGGUUGCAGGCCCCCACUCCCCCACCCCGCCCCAGUGGCAUGUGGGCAGAGCUAGCGGUGGCCAGGUACGCAGAGUCACUAGGGCUCUAGAGCACUCUGGGGGGCACCUCUGGUGCCUGCGGAGAUGCCCAACUGACAGGCGAGCCGGUGAGGACAGAAAAGUUCCCUUUGGGCCCGCGUCCGCUGCAUCCAUGGCACUGCCGGCCAGCUUACUGCCUUUAUGCUGCUUGGCGCUUCUGGCGCUCCCGGCCCAGAGCUGCGGGCCGGGCCGGGGCCCCGUGGGUCGGCGCCGCUACGUGCGCAAGCAGCUCGUACCGCUCCUCUAUAAGCAGUUUGUGCCCAACGUGCCUGAGCGGACCUUGGGCGCCAGUGGGCCGGCUGAGGGGAGGGUGGCCAGGGGUUCCGAGCGCUUUCGGGACCUUGUGCCCAAUUACAACCCCGACAUCAUCUUCAAGGAUGAGGAGAAUAGUGGUGCAGACCGCCUGAUGACCGAGCGCUGCAAGGAGCGUGUGAACGCGCUCGCUAUAGCAGUGAUGAAUAUGUGGCCCGGAGUGCGCCUCCGGGUGACCGAGGGCUGGGACGAGGACGGCCACCACUCGCUAGACUCGCUGCACUACGAAGGCCGGGCACUGGACAUCACCACCUCCGACCGCGACCGCAACAAGUACGGCCUGCUGGCGCGCUUGGCCGUGGAAGCCGGCUUCGACUGGGUCUACUACGAAUCCCGCAACCACGUCCACGUGUCGGUCAAAGCCGAUAACUCCCUGGCCGUGCGGGCAGGCGGCUGCUUUCCGGGAAACGCCACCGUGCGCCUGCAGAGCGGCGAGCGGAAGGGCCUCAGAGAGCUGCACGGCGGAGACUGGGUGUUGGCAGCCGACGCGGCAGGCCGGGUGGUGCCCACGCCGGUGCUGCUCUUCCUGGACCGGGACCUGCAGCGCCGGGCCUGGUUCGUGGCUGUGGAGACCGAGCGCCCCCCGCGCAAACUGCUGCUCACGCCCUGGCACCUGGUGUUCGCGGCUCGCGGGCCAGCGCCCGCGCCAGGGGACUUCGCCCCCGUGUUCGCGCGCCGGCUGCGCGCGGGAGACUCGGUGCUGGCGCCCGGCGGGGACGCCCUGCGGCCGGCGCGCGUGGCCCGCGUGGCGCGCGAGGAAGCCGUGGGCGUGUUCGCGCCGCUGACGGCGCAUGGGACGCUGCUGGUGAACGACGUCCUGGCCUCGUGCUACGCGGUUCUGGAGAGUCACCAGUGGGCACACCGCGCCUUUGCCCCUUUGCGCCUGCUGCAUGCGCUAGGGGCGCUGUUCCCGGGUGGCACCGUGCAGCCCACCGGCAUGCACUGGUACUCUCGGCUCCUCUACCGCCUGGCUGAGGAGCUGCUGGGCUGA